AUGAAACUCCACACAGCGACCGCUUUUCUCGUCGCUGUCUUCGCCAGAAGCACCCUUGCCACCCCCAUCCCAGGCGCCCUACAACGCCGCCAGAUCACCGAGCUCUACCCAGACGUCACCUCCCAGUAUAACGUGGGCACAGGGGCCAUCGACUACGACAUCGGGGUGGGGCUGAUCAGCAAGUCGCCCACCAACGGCGGGCAGGACAUCACCACGCUCGUGACUUUCGACAUCCCCGCCGCGUGGUCCUCGUACAACACCUGCCGGAUCGUUUUUACGUCGGCAGCCACCUCGUCCGUCUCCGGCUCUGGCCGCGCCGAUGCCUUCCUCUCCCUCGCCCCCGCCACAGCGUCCACCGCCUCCUGGCCUCCCGGGAACCUCCGCGACAUCCAUGUGGGCCGCUUACUCGCCGUCCCUGGCGCCGAGGCGACCUGGGAGCAGAGUUAUGUCGGACCCGACAUCCCGUGCGCGGAGCUGGCUGGCGAGGUUUACGGUGGCGAGCUAGUCGGCGUUUAUGAUACCGAUUACAUCACGUGGACUCCUGGCACGGAUGGAAUCAAGAUUGUUGUUGUGGACUGA
Endocarpon pusillum Z07020 is the source of this 579-nucleotide messenger RNA. RefSeq lists its product as uncharacterized. The transcript has a single exon. Bases 1 to 579 code for a protein of 192 amino acids. The record is from RefSeq and is a predicted model, not a curated record. Lineage: Eukaryota; Fungi; Ascomycota; Eurotiomycetes; Verrucariales; Verrucariaceae.